Cucumis melo (muskmelon) is the source of this 1218-nucleotide messenger RNA. Its product is annotated as proliferating cell nuclear antigen. Bases 97 to 897 code for a protein of 266 amino acids. Gene Ontology annotation, cellular component: PCNA complex. Gene Ontology annotation, biological process: regulation of DNA replication; mismatch repair; leading strand elongation. Gene Ontology annotation, molecular function: DNA polymerase processivity factor activity; DNA binding. NCBI's taxonomy places the organism in Eukaryota, Viridiplantae, Streptophyta, Magnoliopsida, Cucurbitales, Cucurbitaceae. The transcript has 4 exons. The record is from RefSeq and is a predicted model, not a curated record.
ACCCUAAACUCGAAUUUCUUUUCCCACUUCUUCUUCUCGCGCUCUCUCUCGAAACCCUAGUCAGCCCCAUCCCUAGCUCUGCAAUUUCUCUCAAAAAUGUUGGAGCUUCGUCUUGUGCAGGGUUCUCUCCUCAAGAAAGUCUUGGAAUCGAUCAAGGAUUUGGUUAACGAUGCCAACUUUGACUGUUCGGCCACUGGAUUCUCGCUCCAAGCCAUGGAUUCGAGCCAUGUUGCCCUGGUUGCUCUUCUCCUUCGAGCGGAGGGCUUCGAACAUUAUCGCUGCGAUAGAAACAUUUCCAUGGGAAUGAACUUGAAUAACAUGUCGAAAAUGCUCAAGUGUGCUGGUAACGAUGAUAUCAUUACGAUCAAGGCCGAUGACGGCAGUGAUACUGUCACUUUCAUGUUUGAAAGCCCUACUCAAGAUAAGAUUUCGGAUUUUGAGAUGAAAUUGAUGGACAUCGACAGUGAGCAUCUUGGAAUUCCAGAUGCAGAGUAUCAUGCUAUUGUUAGGAUGCCUUCUGUUGAGUUCGCUAGAAUAUGCAAAGAUCUCAGCAGCAUUGGUGAUACCGUUGUAAUUUCUGUGACGAAGGAGGGUGUAAAAUUCUCAACAAGAGGUGAUAUUGGAUCUGCCAAUAUUGUUUGCAGGCAGAAUACCACAGUAGACAAGCCUGAAGAAGCAACAGUUAUAGAGAUGAAUGAGCCGGUUUCUUUGACGUUUGCUUUAAGGUAUAUGAAUUCCUUCACUAAGGCAACGCCCCUUUCAAACACGGUCACCAUCAGCUUGUCCUCUGACCUACCUGUUGUUGUCGAAUACAAAAUAGCAGAGAUGGGAUAUGUAAGGUUUUACUUGGCUCCCAAAAUAGAAGAAGAUGAGGAUGAGACAAAGCCUCAAGCCUAAAUAUAUUUAGUCAUUUGUUCUAUAAAAUCCGUUUAGAAUAUUUCCUAACUUUAUUUUUUCUUUUUCUUUUUAUUCUGUAGUAUAGCAGUUGUGAGUUGUAGUUUAGGAGUUUUUAUAGUCCAAUAUGUACUCUGUUUCCAAGCUUAAAAUUUUCAUUCUUUCCCCCUCUUAUCUUAUCAUCAUUUGAUUUAAUAGGAUACUUGAGGAACUGAAAUUGAAUAUUUUGGGCAGUAUUAUGAUUACCACAAACGGUGAAGAGUCUUUGGUAUAAAACAGCUCUUAAAUAUUCAUAAUUUAUGGAACGACAGAAUUUUUGGACUA